Adineta steineri is the source of this 1146-nucleotide messenger RNA. Lineage: Eukaryota; Metazoa; Rotifera; Eurotatoria; Adinetida; Adinetidae. The record is from the annotation of a GenBank genome assembly.
AUGUCGCACAUAUACAUUUAUUAUUUAAUACUUCCAAUUCUUCUGAUUAAUUCCGGUCAAAUUCCUUAUAUUAAUAAUACUAUUAUUAUUUCAAGAAUUCCUUUAAAUACUACUUUAAUUAUAAAUGUAACAUACGAUCGAUGCCUUUGUCUAUCAUCAUUAUCAUAUCCAGCUUUUAAUUGGUUUCCAAACGGCACUUGUCAAUUAUUUUCUGUCUUUCCAAUAACAUAUCGUAUUCAAAUAAUGACAGGUGCUCGUCUCUAUUUUCCUCAAAAAACAUAUCCAAAUGCCAGUCAAUGUUGUAUGCCAGAUAUUAAUUAUUUAUUAAAUAGACUCAAGCAAGCCACUAUCAUUCUUGCGAAUAUAACGACACCUCGUGAAAUGAUUAUUGAUGAUCAUGGUUAUUUAGUAACAGUUGAAAUGACACCAAAUUUUCUUCAUCGUUUUGAUCUAAACAAUCUAACAACAAUUACUCGUAUUGCUAUCCCAAAUGCAAAUGAAAUGAGUAUAGGUUAUAGUCAAAAUGCAUAUUUCAUUGCUCCAAAUAAUCAAAAUUUCAUACCAAUUAUUAACAGUCAAAAUUUAACAAUAAUGAAUAAUAUUACAAUGACAGGUGUCAGCGGUCCACGUGGUAUUAUGUUUCUUAAUAAUGGCUCAACAAUGGUUGUUACAUCAAACUCAAAUAAUUCUCUUGUAUUCUAUAAUCGGACAAGUCUUGCACCAGUCAUGUAUAAAUUUGUUUUUUCUCAGCCGGUUCACUAUGCUGGCCCACAUGGAUUAUGGCGUGUCAAUGAUUCUUUCUUUUAUGCUACAUCCUAUACUAAUAAGUCAAUUUAUUCUUACAGUGCAACUAAUAUUAGUACAAAUUGGAAUGAAGCAUUGGCUCUUAAUUUAGUUAAAUUGAAUAAUACAGGAGGUUCUACCAGUAUGGUAAUUGAUGAAUGUAAUCGAUUUUGGUUUCCAUUAGAGCGUAAUAUAGUAUUGAUAUAUGAUCAACAAGGAAACCUACUUGGUAAUUAUACUACUACUACUACAACAACAAAUUUUGCUGUUUCAUUUAUGAAAAUUAUUGACAAUUAUGUUAUGUACUUUUCUGACUGUACUAAUAAUCAAAUUAUGCGUCUUGAUCCAAAUAUUCAAUGUUAA